Molecule: messenger RNA, 492 nt
Organism: Alligator sinensis (Chinese alligator)
Lineage: Eukaryota; Metazoa; Chordata; Crocodylia; Alligatoridae
Gene: FGF5
Product: fibroblast growth factor 5
Exons: 2
Coding region: 1-492 (163 amino acids)
Biological process (GO): cell differentiation; positive regulation of cell population proliferation; animal organ morphogenesis
Cellular component (GO): cytoplasm
Molecular function (GO): growth factor activity; fibroblast growth factor receptor binding
Source: RefSeq, a predicted model, not a curated record
AUGGUGAUUUAUUUUGGGAUUUCUGUCAUCCUAGGUAUUUUGGAAAUAUUUGCUGUGUCUCAGGGGAUUGUAGGAAUACGAGGAGUUUUCAGCAACAAUUUUUUAGCGAUGUCAAAAAAAGGAAAACUCCAUGCAAGUGCCAAAUUCACAGAAGACUGCAAGUUCAGGGAGAGGUUUCAAGAGAACAGCUAUAACACAUAUGCCUCAGCGAUUUAUAGGACUGAAAAGACUGGGAGAGAGUGGUAUGUGGCUUUGAACAAAAGAGGCAAAGCUAAAAGAGGCUGCAGCCCCCGAGUGAAACCCCAGCACAUAUCCACCCACUUCCUUCCAAGGUUCAAGCAGUCUGAGCAGCCAGAGCUUUCUUUCACCAUCACAGUUCCUGAGAAGAAAAAGUCACCUGCCUCCACUCCAGCAAAACCAAAGGUUUCAUUGUCUGUGCCUCAGAAAAAUCCCAACACUGUCAAAUACAGACUCAAGUUCCGCUUUGGAUAG